Messenger RNA from Hyaena hyaena (striped hyena), 701 nucleotides. It is a transcript of the gene GCSAML, whose product is annotated as germinal center associated signaling and motility like. NCBI's taxonomy places the organism in Eukaryota, Metazoa, Chordata, Mammalia, Carnivora, Hyaenidae. The coding region runs from base 51 to 461 and encodes 136 amino acids. The transcript is spliced from 5 exons. Gene Ontology annotation, biological process: regulation of B cell receptor signaling pathway; regulation of lymphocyte migration. The record is from RefSeq and is a predicted model, not a curated record.
CGAAAGUGGAGUGAAACUCAGGAGCUGAAAAACAGAGUCACAGUGAGAGAAUGGGGAAUUCUCUCCUGAGAGAACUCAGUUGCCUGAGAAACAAUCAAAAGAAGCUCAAGAAUGUAAACCAACAUGUGGAAAGAAAAUGGCAGGAAAUGGGUACACUUGAGAGAGAAAAUCGAGUUCAAGAUAAGAAAAGCAAAGAAGUUUUAUCUGCUUCUAAUCAGGAACAUGAGAAUGGCAGUGGUUCUGAGGAAGUGUGCUACACUGUCAUUAGUCACAGUUCCUAUCGGAGGCCCUCCCUGAGCUCCAACGAUGAUGGUUAUGAGAAUAUCGACUCCACCACAAAGACAGUGAAGCCAUUUAGAAAUGGGCCAGAAACAGAAUAUGCCCUUCUCAAGAGGACUUGUGUUACUAGGCCUUCUUCCAGUACCGCUGACCAUGAUUAUGAACUUGUGCUUCCCCACUAGAAAUCUCAUGCUUCCACUAACAAAGUCUGUAUAGCCUAGUGGCCUCCAAGGGAGUGUUUCUCCAUCUCUGAAACAUGACAUCUCUGUGAUUUGAGUUAAGCCAUACGAAGUGACAUAAAGGUAUAGAGUAUUUCACAUUUCUUUGUAAGGUUUGAGGGCAUGGAGAUGGUGGAACCUUCCUAGGGCAAUGAAUACCCAUAGAUAUAUGACCUAACAUCCAAUUCCAACACUGCUCUCCAA